Messenger RNA from Solea senegalensis (Senegalese sole), 1869 nucleotides. RefSeq names its product interleukin-10 receptor subunit beta-like. Gene Ontology annotation, molecular function: protein binding. The transcript is spliced from 7 exons. The record is from RefSeq and is a predicted model, not a curated record. The coding region runs from base 152 to 1126 and encodes 324 amino acids. NCBI's taxonomy places the organism in Eukaryota, Metazoa, Chordata, Actinopteri, Pleuronectiformes, Soleidae.
UCGUUUCCGUGAACAUCCCGCCCACUCAGUCACUGAAAGAUACCAGGAAAUACACGGCAGAGACUGUAAACGAAACAUACUCACACACACAUGUACGCUGAGCUGGACUGGACUGGAUCACAGAGACUGACAGUAGAAGUUUGAGGACAACAUGUCAGCGUGUGUGUUCGCCUUCAUUCUGACACUGUCAGCGUUAAGCAGAGCCACAGUGGAAUCAGGAUUCGUCAGCCCACCCACUAAUGUCCGCUUGACUUCCUACAACAUGAACCUGGUGCUGAGGUGGAGUCCACCUGAAGGAGCAGCCAGCAACCUGCUCUACUCAACUGAGUAUAGAACGUCAGUCACAGAAUACUCAGUAGGAUUUGUCAACAUCUCCACGCUGGAAUGUGACUUUACUCGCCUCAGCCAUCUCUUCAUCUCAGAGCACGGAAAGUACUUUGGCAGAGUGCGAGCACAGGUGGGGUCAGAGAGUUCUGCCUGGGUGGAAAGUAACAACAUUACCUUGGAUAAAGACACCAUCAUUGGUUCACCCAAUGUCUCUCUCAUCUCCAGUGGAGCGACUAUUGAAGUCAGCAUUAAAGAUCCAGUGUUUGCCAUCUCCGCACUCAGGAAUGUGUACAUUUAUGCCACUUACAACAUCACUUACUGGAAGCACAGCCAGCCUGAAAAGGCCAGACACAUCAGCAAUAUAAAGCAAAACCCAUUUGUUCUGAAUGACCUGGACCCAUGGACUAAGUACUGUGUCCAAGUUCAAAUCAACACAGAGAGGAACCCCAUACCCAGUAAGCCUAGUGGAAUUGUCUGUGAGAGAACCACCAAUGAGGAAGAAGCUGAUUGGGUGCCAGCGUUGGUGUCGCUGAUCUUCUCUGUAGCAGCGAUGGCUCUGGUGGUGAUCGCAGUGGUGUAUCGAAAGAGUAUAUCCAACAUUCUGUGUCCAAAAGAUGCACUGCCCCAGCACUUUAAAGAGUACCUGUUGACACCCCACAAGGUCAGUAUAAUCACAGACGACACGUCGGAGGACGGGAGCCCUCUGGAAGCAACAAAGAUGACCUGCAGCAAACAGUUGGAUGUCACAGUGUUUGUGGACGGCAGGACGAGAGACUUAACGGCCAGUGAGGAACAGUGAAAUAUGCUUUCCUCACUCUACCACUAUUGUAGGUAACUGAACAGUAAAGUGCUUAUGCUAGGUGCUACAAGAUGCUCAUCCACCUGUCUUUGAGAAGAAUUCUGUAUUUUAAAAAUACAUUUUGUGAAGUUUUUAUACUUUGGGUUGGUUUUCCUCCCUGUGGCAAUAUGAUGGUUGAUGUGAACUGUACUGUGAGUGUCUUUAAAAUGUCAAGUUUCUGCAGGACUGCCGUUGUUAAUUGAAGGUGAAAUAAUAAAAAAUAAUUUCUGAGUGUUGGUGUCUCUGGCAAGCUGUCCAGGGUGUACCUCGCCCUUUGUCAGCUGAGAUGGAUUAGCCCUGACCUUAAACAACGCAUUGGGACUUAUAAAAACACACCACAGACAUACAAAUUCAUAGACGCCUCAUGAUCAGCAGCAUCAUAUGUUGACGCCGAACGCUUUUCUAGUCUUUCACCCAUUCACUCACACUUUCAUACAGCUUAUCUAUGUGCAGCACAUUUUCUAUCACUCAUCGUUCAUACUCCUUCACACGCUGCCGUCAGGAGCAACGCGGGGUCAAGUGUCUUGCCCAAGGACACAUUGACAUGUAGACUAGCAGAGCCGGGAAUGGAACCACAACCUUUAAGUUGAAUGACGACUCACUGUCCCGCUGAUUAGUAGAGAAGUCUCAUUUAUGUGCUUUGUAUUUGUGUCUAUUAAAGGAUACUGUUGAUUUGGUGUGCAAUACAGUCAAUGUUAAAUGUU